AUGGAUGCCAUAAGCAACAGCGUGACCGAAAAUUCGUGUAAAAGGGCCCUAAAUUAUUUGAAGGAGAAGUAUCAGAAUAUGGACAUCUUCGAUGUGAGUGGAACGACAACCAUAACUGAUGAGACAAUAAAGGAAUUCAUGCAGUCGAGCAUUCUAUGCCCAAAUGACAAACAGAUAGUAGAACUGUUUAAUGAAAAAAAAAUAAAUAAACUUAUGUUAAUUAAUUAUAUGGAACGGAAAGUAAAAACAAUGUUUCAAGGAAAGAUCCAUUUAUUGUUAGUACUUACUUCCCCCAUCUGGAUUACCUACAUGCUGCUCAUAUCGAAAACAUUAAGGGCAAAAAUUUUUACCUCCAUUGCAGCCUCAUGUAUGUUUUUUAAUUUUUUCGCUUCCUUCCUGCUCCACAAUUUUGAAUGGAAACCUGAGUUAUAUUUCUUGAUUGAGAAGAUUGAUCACAUGGGCAUUUUUCUAAUGAUUAGUGGAUCCUGUUUACCAGUACCAGCACUGAUUUUUAACAAGAUACAAUUUUUAUACUAUAUUAUAUUACAAGGGCUGACGUCCCUGUUUGGAUGCUUAUUCAUAUUCUUCAGCCGCUUUAGCACGGGAAAUAGGAUUACGCGGGCCUGUACUUAUGUCAUAGCUGGGUUCCUGCAUGCCUUAUUUUUGAAGGACUAUAUAAUGGGCCUCAUGGCCAAGGAAAUCACGUUUUUCUUUCUUUUGGCCGCGCUCUACUGCCUAGGGGCCGUUGCGUAUUCCAUGAAGAAGCCUAACCCCAUUAAAGGCGUUAUCGGGUUCCACGACGUUUUCCACAUUUGUUGCCUCAUCAGUGGUCUAUUCACAAUGGCCUUAAAUUGUAGUGUCAUCAGGAGAAAUACAUGA
Messenger RNA from Plasmodium fragile, 879 nucleotides. RefSeq lists its product as uncharacterized. NCBI's taxonomy places the organism in Eukaryota, Apicomplexa, Aconoidasida, Haemosporida, Plasmodiidae. Gene Ontology annotation, cellular component: membrane. The record is from RefSeq and is a predicted model, not a curated record. The transcript has 2 exons. Bases 1 to 879 code for a protein of 292 amino acids.